Messenger RNA from Limanda limanda (common dab), 2158 nucleotides. Its product is annotated as stromal interaction molecule 1-like. Gene Ontology annotation, molecular function: calcium ion binding; protein binding; calcium channel regulator activity. Gene Ontology annotation, cellular component: plasma membrane; endoplasmic reticulum. NCBI's taxonomy places the organism in Eukaryota, Metazoa, Chordata, Actinopteri, Pleuronectiformes, Pleuronectidae. Bases 1 to 2019 code for a protein of 672 amino acids. Gene Ontology annotation, biological process: store-operated calcium entry; activation of store-operated calcium channel activity; intracellular calcium ion homeostasis. The transcript has 13 exons. The record is from RefSeq and is a predicted model, not a curated record.
AUGGCACGUGUGUGUGCGUGGCUGGCGUGCAUGUGCGUGCUGAGUGUGCGUGUUGGGGCUCACGGUGUACUGGACGGGAGUGACCACGCCCACCUGGACCACCAUCACCUGGUUUCCAACGGCAACACAGCCUCAGAUCUGUGUGCGAUAGACCGGCAGCUCUGUGAGGAGGAGAACGCCGUCCUGAGCUUCCAGGCGAUCUGCAGCGUCCACCGCCUGAUGGACGACGACGCCGACGGGACGGUGGACACGGCUGAGACGGACGAGUUUCUGAGGGAGGAUCUGAAAUAUGACGAUCGGAAAUCCAAGCGCAGCCGCUUCCACGGGUCCGACCUGCACGUCAGCGUGGAGGAGAUGUGGAGCGCCUGGCAGCGCUCGCCGGUGUAUAACUGGACGGUGCAGCAGGUGGAGGACUGGCUGCUCAUCAGUGUGGAGCUUCCUCAAUACACAGAAACGUUCAGGAGGCACCAGCUGGACGGGAAGUCCUUACCCAGGCUGGCGGUGAAGAACACCACCCUCACCCUGGUGCUGCUGAAGAUCUCAGACAGAAUUCACUCUCAGAAGCUGCAGCUCAAAGCUCUGGACAUCGUGCUGUUCGGCCCCCGGCCAGGCCCACAGAGCUGGUGGCAGGACCUGGUCCUGGGCGUGUCCGUCCUCUUGUCUCUGAUUGGCUGCUGCUUCGCUCUGGUCCAGACCCGGAGGUCCAGAGACGACCUGGAGACGCUGGCGAGGGACCUGGAGGGUCUGCAGGGGGCGGAGCUUAGUCUGCUGGAGCUGCAGGGCAGGCUGCAGCAGGCGCAGGAGGAGCAGCGCUGCGUGCAGGUGGAGAAGGUGAAGGUGGAGGAGGAGCUGAGGAGCGAGAUCUGCUCGGCCAAGCAGGAAGCUCAGCGUCUCCGAGAACUCCGAGAGGGGACGGAGAACCAGAGGAGCCGACAGAAGUACGCAGAGGAGGAGCUGGAGCAGGUACGUGUGGCACUGAAGAGGGCGGAGAGGAACCUGGAGUCGCGGGUUCACUGGGCUCCACCGGAGGUUCUGCAGAAAUGGCUCCAGCUGACGCACGAGGUGGAAAUCCAGAAUUACAACAUCAAGAAACACAACGCAGAGAAACAGCUGCUGCAGGCCCGAGAGGGGGCGGAGCGGAUCAAGAGGAAGAGGAGUUCUCUGUUCGGGACGUUUCACGUCGCUCACAGUUCGUCGCUGGACGACGUCGACCACCAGAUCCUGUCGGCCAAGCAGGCGCUGGCCGAGGUCACGGCGGCGCUGAGGGAGGAGCUCCACCGCUGGCAGCAGAUCGAGGCUCUGACCGGUUUCUGUCUGGUCAACAACCCGGGUCUGCGAGCGCUGGCGGUCGCCCUCAACCUGGACCCGUCCGGCCUCGGCCUGCGACCUCCGACCCCGCAGCACCUCCUGCUCUCCGACGACCUGGACGACAUGGACGAGGACAUCCUGUCCCCGGGGACGCUGCAGUACGCAGCGUGGCAGAUGGACCGGCGAGUGAGCGACCUCUGGCCCCUGAGCGGCAUCGCGGACACACAGUCGUCAUGGAAACACUCUGCUCAGAGUCUGAUGCCCUUGCGACAGCGGCCGGGAGACCCCGCUCGGAUGUUCAGCUCUCAGAGAGACAUUACGAACCGCUCAGACUUUGACUCCUCCCUCCCACUCUCUCCCGGCGAAUCUCGAUGUGUGUACAGCCUCAAGCCCCUCCUCCUGCCCUCGGGGCUCCACCCCCUGGAGGGUCAGGGUUCUGGACUCGUCGGAGGUCUGGAGAAGAGCUCCAGCCUCGGGGAGCUGAGGAGCAGCGCGGCCUCCAUCCUCGCCUCCUCCGGCUCCACCCGCUCCCUCUGCAUCACGCCAGACCGCCCCGGCGCCUCCUCCUCGUCAGGCAGCGCCCAGGGGGCCGGCCCCCAGCUCCCGACCAGGAGGAGCCCCGUGGAGGAGGAGGGAGGCGACGAGUCGUCCAGCAGCCGAAGGAGAAACAAGUUCAAUAAGAUCUUUAAGAAGAAGCAGGGACGUUAUUGAUUCUCAGUUCCAGAGAAGAUCCCACAAACCUGCUGAGUCACGAUGAGACUUUAACCUUCGUCGCAGGAAACAUCAGUCGUCUACUUUUCUGACUUAGUUUGAUCUUUGCUCUGCGUUAAACUGAGCAAAGAUCAGACAC